UACAUGCAUACAAAUAUUCUGUUAUAUUACUGUAAUCAUUAACAUCAAAGAACUUAUGCUUAAACAGUUACUUAUGUAAAUAUACACAAUAUAUACAUGUAUGUUUCUUUAAAACAUAUAAAUACCUCUUUCAGGUAUAUGAAUAUAUGUCCAAGCGCGAAUAUGUAUUUUUCGCUUUAACAUGUACAUCAUAUUAUUAUAUGAGCAUUUGAAGAGGCUACAAUACCAUCGCACAUACAGACACGCACGCAAAUACACAAAUAGAGAUAUUUAUUCAAUUCUUUUUUUUUUUUUGUUUCUUCUGUAAGUACGUGCAUGCGUAUGUAUGCAUCAGUUUAUGCUAUUCGUAAGCAGAAAGUUACAUAAAUAUAUGUCUAUGUAUAUAUAAUAUAUGACGAAUAUAUGUGAAUAUGAACAUGUAUGCAUGUAAGUAAGUAAAUUUUGUGCGAGAGUGUUUGUUCGUAUAUCAUGGUUGGUUGGCUAUCUGCUGUAACGUGUUUGUUUCGAGAUUUGUUGUUUUAGUGACAGUUUGUGUUGAACAUAGUGCGCUUUCGAAGUAUUUCAUUUUACAUGUUACAUACCAUACAACUACCGGAUACAUUGGUAUUUUUUUUUUUUUUUUUUUUUUGAGUGUUAUCCCCUCCUUGCAUUACCAGUAAAUGCUCCAACUCUCCACGUUACUCUCUGUUUUAUGUUAUUUUGCUUUAGUCUUCUCAUUCACUACUCCAUUAGAGCGCUAUAUGGAGCACAACGUUUUUAUAACAUAACAAGAGACGACGUAAACGUCGGCGUCCAAGUUAGCCUGCCGUUCCGUCAGUGAGCCAAUAAAGCAAGCAGGCAAGCAAGCAAGCAAUCAGCCAACAAAACAGCAAUACCGAGGAUGAAUAGCUAAAGAUUUUGUGGAAUAUAGCGAACUCGAUAAUAUUUUGAGGCAGUCUUUAGCUACACUUCGUAUUGAGCGUAUCGCGGGUACAUUAUGUGUAUCGUGCUACCGCGUUUUUUUUUUGUCGGGGCACCACAACACCACACCACUACAACACCAUCACCAUCAUCAUCAUCAUCGUGAUCAUCAUCAUCAUCGUCGUCAUCAUCAUCACCGUCACCACAAUCAUUAUUAUCGCAUCAAGAACGGGAAAAACAAACGCUGCUACGUCUUUAUAAAACGUUCUUUUAAAUUCACUUUCGGUUCGAUUUUCGUUCAUGUAAAACUGUCGUAGAUUUAUUAUUAUGUCAAAGUUUGUUCUGAAAACAGGAAUCGUUCGCAGAUUGAAAGAGAAAGCAGACGGCGCAUAAGCGGGAGACGUUAAAGUUAUAAAAGUUAAAAGGAGAGAAGGGAGAGAGAGAGAAAGAGAGAGGGAGAGUGAAAGAGAGAGAAAGUGAGAGAGAGAGAGAGAGAGACAUUCGUUUACUUAAUAUAUAUUUCAUUCAAAUACGUUACGAAUUCCACCAAAUGUCUUCCGGAAUAAAUUGUCGCGAAAUUUUCGUGUUUUUGGAUAUAUUAAUUUGGAAUCAAACUAAAAGGAGAAAUCGACAAAAUAAUGAUAAUAAUAAUAAUAACAAUAACAACAAUAAUAUCAAUAAAUUUAACCAAAAGAGAGGUAACGCCUGCAACACUAACGCCAUUAAGCCCAACAAACAAAAUAAUUCCAAUAAUAAAGUGAAAGUGAUCAAGUGUAAAAAUACAAAAGCUAAUCAGCAAAAAAAUUUUACGACAACAACAACAGCCGCAGCAAUAGCAACAACAGCAAUAAGACAUAAUAAUAAUAUUAUUUUGAAUAAAAAUUGCAAAAGCAAAACCAAUGUUAACGUCAAUAAUCAAGUUUCAAGUAAAGGUUGCGAAACGGAUAAAAAUGCAUUUCAUCAAAAACACCUUAAACUGUUAGAGAAUCAAAUAAGGAAUUUUUCAGAAAUUUAGCUUAAAGAAUGUUGUUUGCAAAGUGAAGCAAGCAAGCGAGCAAGCAAUGAAUGAAUGGAUAAAACUGAUUGAUAUAUACGUAUAUGUGAAUUAAAAGCAAAAAAAAAAAAAAAGAACACUAGAAUCUAACCCCUCUGUGUCACCCAGCAUUUACAGUUCAGUGCCUAAGUGAUUUAAGAGAGAGCCAAAGUUAAUGAUUGAGCUAACGCUUCUAAAACGAUAGCAUCAAAUUUAUAUAUAUAUAUAUAAAUAUAUAUAUAUGUAUAUAUAUUAUAGACAUAUUAAAAC
Molecule: messenger RNA, 2203 nt
Organism: Glossina fuscipes
Lineage: Eukaryota; Metazoa; Arthropoda; Insecta; Diptera; Glossinidae
Product: myb-like protein A
Exons: 2
Coding region: 1451-1915 (154 amino acids)
Source: RefSeq, a predicted model, not a curated record